CGUGUUUUGCUGCUGGUGACAGUAGGGAAAGUGCAGGCAGCGGAUGAUGGAGAAGAAGCGGAGGAGUUCGGGAGCCGGGGAGGAGACGCCGGGGCCCCAGGCCAAGAAACCGAAGUCCCCGGUAGUGGAGUUCACAGGGACCCUCUUCAAAUCCUUGUUAAAAGACCCCCAGUCUGCCCUGAGAGGUUUGCAGCAAUUUAUCAAUUUAUCAAGAAAACUGCCAAAUCCCGCUCUGUACGAUGUGGUGGAGGGUUACAUUAAAAUAUCUGUGGAGUGCCUCGAAAUCCUGAAACUUCUGGAUGGGGAGAAGCGUCCGGAGAGUGAGAUGAUCGUCAUCUUUCAAGCCCUGGAAGCCAUUUUGCUGAGGACGGCCGGUGACUUGGCACAUCUCGGUGUAGCUGGGGUCAACAUAGUGAAGAACUUGCUGAAUUCGCACAUGAAGCUGAUCUAUUCAUCCGUCUACUCAGAAACCCACAGGAUGUCCCGCAUUGGCCUCAAUUUACUGUCUGCGAUGGUCACACAAGGUCCGGACUGUGCCAGGGACGUCUUCAGCCAUUUUGAUUUUACUAACAAAUUUUUAACAGGAUUGUUAAAAAAGAGAGAUAAGCAGGGUAGACCGGAUGUCCGAAUGGCUUAUAUCCAGUUUGCACUUUCCUUCUUUAUGUCUGGUGACAACAAUACAAUUACUCAGGUUCUGGAGCUUAAAGAUUUUCUCGGAGAAAUAUUCAGCACCGGAAUAAAGGAAGACCGAAUGUCAACCAUAAACCUGUUGCUUUCUCUACUGCAGACCAAGGUCAUUCACAAUAAGGCAGUCACAAAGACUCAGAAAGUGCGCUUUUUUACGCCCAUCCUUUUAAACCACAUUGCCUCCCUUUACCGCUGGAACGGCAUUAUAGACGUGAGCACACAGGACGUCCAGGACACAAAAGAUCCAAAAGAAUCUGGAAGACUCAUGAUCCGGGAGCUGGUGCACAACUUCCUCAUGGAUCUUUGCUGCUCCUUGAAGCACGGCAUCAACUUCUAUGACCCCAGUCUUGGGACAGCUGCAAGGGCUGGUAACCUGGUCCUUCUGCGUUUUAUUGUUGGACUGAAGACUGCAACUGAAGAUGAACUGGUGGGGACUCUGGUGGUGAACAUACUAAAGGUUUGCCCGGACUUGCUUAGUCGAUAUUUUAAGGAAAUUCAGUACUCCUUUAUUCCUCGAAUCAAGUCGACUUGGCUGGAUAAUGUAAAGCUACUUAAAAAGAUUUAUGAGGCCCAGCCUCCGGUCUCUGUGGCUUUCAAGACCACCGAGUUUGUCCCGCUCCCACGGCUGAUCAGUAUGGUGAUGAUAACUACUGUGGCUCCCGUUUGCAACAAGAACAUGUUCACCCAGGGGUUAAAUGUGCCAAAUAAAAUAGUGAAACACACCAUCUUGACGCUCAUGUCCUCUGUCCUGAAAAGGGCCGAGCAGAACAUCAAUCAUUGUCUUAAAGAUGACGUCUGGCAGAAGUCUGACAUCUACACUCCUGCCACCAUGGCGGAUUUUGCCCAGAAAUACAGAGAGGCUCUGGGCAAGCUCCUGCCGGAUGUUAACACCGUAGUAGCCACCUGGCAGUCACUGCUAAAAGCAGAAGAGAUGGACCCUGGGGAAAAGGGAGAAGAUGUUAAAGGUCUCGAUGCAAAAAAUGUGACCUCAGCGUCUGAAGAGUUUCCAGGACUGGAAAAAGGGGACAACAACGAUUUCCAGAGCACUCUCUUGAAGGCCUCUCUGCUGCGCGUCCUGUGCUUGUACCAGAGGGUGGUGCCCCAUUUAGUGUUGCAGAGUAAUUUCGAUUUCAGUAAACUGCUUAGAGGAAUCGUGGACGAGGGGGGCAUCCGUAAGGAGGUGCCACCAGUGCUCCAGUACCAGAUCCUUCAGGUGGCGCUAGAGCUUCCAGCCAGCAAGUUUUCUUGGUUUAAAAUGCAGGAUGUGGCAGAUGUUGGAGGGGAAAAGUCUGUAUUUUAUCUGCUCCUGAAAAUGUUUGCGACGUGUAACAAAGCGCAGCUCAAGUCAUCAACCCGAAUGUUAGUUAUUAAGAUUCUGCGCGACAGCGGUGUAUUUGAGCAUACCUGGCCUGAGCUGGAAAUGUGGCUGAGGAGACUGGAUAAAGUACAGGAGAGCGCCCAGGAGGUGGUCAUCCACUUUUUAGAACAGGCGUUAGUCAAGGUGAUAUCAAAUCCCUACCCGUUCACUGAUAAAGUCACUGACUAUGUACAAGAAGCCAGCAUGCUGCAGAUGAACGCCGGGAAGCAGGAUUCAGACAGCGCCAGCAUUCCCAUCUCGCACAUUGAUGAUGUCAUGGACAUGGUGGAUGUCAUCGUGGAGAGCAGCGAAGGUCUGGAUGAAGAAGUCGGCUUUUCUCUGGAUGAAGAAACGAUCCUCCAGACUUUUCCCUUUAGUCCUAUGGUCAGUGUGGCUCUGGAGGCCAGAAAUAAGCUGCUGACCUCUGAGGAGUCUGGAGAUGCGGACCCCGUGGUACGGUACCUAACCUCCAUAUUGACCGAUGUGCUCCAUAGCCAGCGGGACCCUCUCGCCCUCUGCCUGGCUCUCCAGUCCUAUGAUGAGGAGUUGCACUCUUUGGACACAAGUUCCUCGGUUUACGGUCGUCUUCAGAACUUUCAUGACUAUUACAGCUUGUGGAUUCUGCCAUCAGCUAAAAAGUCUCUAUUCACCAAGCAGGCUAAUGCCAGGGUGGAAGAGGAGGACGACGACUCCUAUCAUUCUCUCUUGAAGAAGGUGUUUGCGAGUAGUAGUAUAGGAGAAGACUCCCAGGAGAAGCUGGAGGACUCCAUCUCACGGAUUCCCCAAGACGAGUUUCCGUUAGCGGUAAAACAUACCCUACUGUGUCUGAAGACUACUGUGGACAACUUCAGCAAGCAUAAAAAAGCUACUGGAGCCAAUCUGGUCAGCUUGUACCUGGAGCUUCUGAGCUGCCUCCUGUGUAAAUACCAGAGAUUGUAUCAGAAUCAAGAAGAAGAAGAAGAGCAGAAAGCGGAAUCUGAUCUGUUUUUUGAAAGUGACACAAGCGUGGACUCUUCAGGAAAUACGGUAAUGACUGAAAUAAUCAUUGUUGGAUUCUUCAAUUCAUCCAAAUCACAGAAACAACAGAAAGAACUCCCAAGAAAACCAGAAGCUGCACAAAACUCUCCAAACCUGAAUCUGCAGCCUCUCUGUGAUCCCAAAAAUUCCCCCGAGGCCAGAAACAUGAGCUGCUAUAGCAGGUAUCGCUAA
This is a messenger RNA of Bufo gargarizans (Asiatic toad), 3253 nucleotides long. RefSeq names its product URB1 ribosome biogenesis homolog (gene URB1). NCBI's taxonomy places the organism in Eukaryota, Metazoa, Chordata, Amphibia, Anura, Bufonidae. The transcript has 22 exons. The coding region runs from base 44 to 3253 and encodes 1069 amino acids. Gene Ontology annotation, cellular component: nucleolus. The record is from RefSeq and is a predicted model, not a curated record. Gene Ontology annotation, biological process: maturation of LSU-rRNA from tricistronic rRNA transcript (SSU-rRNA, 5.8S rRNA, LSU-rRNA); maturation of 5.8S rRNA from tricistronic rRNA transcript (SSU-rRNA, 5.8S rRNA, LSU-rRNA).